GCUGUAUGUCACGUCACUUUCACUUUUAAAAAAAAUAUCAGGUUGAUUCAGUUUUCCUUCUAAUAUCACUAUGAAGAAAAAAGAAAUUAUGACUGAAAUAAUGACUUUUAUUUUUUUUAAAGAAAAGAUUAAUAAGCAAGCAGUUUGGUAAAAUGUUCUAUUAAUAAUUAAGAAUUUUUUUUAACAAAACUGCUUUAUAAACAUUUGAAAAACGUUUCACCGCCAAAUCAAAGUCAAGUGGUGCAACCAACAUUAAAAAAAACAAAAACUAAAUGUAAAAGGAAAUUAUAUCAUAAAAAGCGACCCCUGUAAACCCUCAUGGAUGUGUGUCAAGGUCAAUGAAUAUUUUAAAAUAUCAGAUAUUUUGACGUUUUAAUUCAUGAUAUUGGUUUAAAAAACUCUUUACUAGAUGACAAGUUUUCAAGGUGUAAGGAAAAUGUUACUACUUUUUGCUCAAUGGCCACACAAUAUAAAAUUUUUAUGUCAUUAAUUUAAAACAAAAAUAUUAUGUUUCUAAGAACCCGUGUUUUAAACUAGAUUUUUAUUUUUUUAUAGACACUUUUUCACUAACAACAACACCAGUACAUAUUGUUCUCUUUAGACUUCCAUAGGUUCAAAUCAGUUCAAAUCAAAUUCAUUUGGUGAUUAAUUCUAUUGUCAGCUUCUGGUCAUAUGACUAAAAAGACUUUCAAUUUAACAGGAGUCGUGUGUUGAAAGACUAGAUGUGAUGGUAUUAGUCACCCUGUAAACCAAACUACAGGGUAUUUUUGGAAAUAGUUUUGAAGUUUAGCAAGCAUGUCCUAAAGUAAUAGUUAAGAAACAGUUUUUGUUUUCAAUUCCAAAACGUUUUAAGAAGUUAAGCAUUAACAUGAGACCUGGAUCAGAUAUUAACCUGAACAUCUGUCAGCGCUGUACUGAGAACCUGGAGUGUCUCAGUAUAAUGAGGGCAGGAAAGGACUGUACUGUCAGAGGCUGUUUGAUAGACUGCCAGCAUCGGGCCUGUACUCAAACCUACCCUGGGCCACAUUCCUGAGUAUACCCAAGUAAACACUGUCUGCAAGGGGGCCCUGGGAAACUUGUGCAUGAAAUGUAAAUAUUUAGACAAUAUCAGCGUCCAUUCAGAAUGUUCUGGACAAUUAGAAACUAGGUUACAUAGGAGGAAUACAUCUAUUUUGAAUGAUCUGAUCUUUCUCACUACAGCUAUCACUGCAACUUAAAAUCAGACAUUUUGAAACGGCUUUUCUUAGUAUAUAACCAAAUAACUUUUUGCCAGGGAAGUGAGAUUGUAAUAAGUGAGAAUGUUUGCUCAACUUCAUUGACAGAUUAUUGCACACCAGAGGAGAUCAUUUUUUACGGUUUACAUGUGUAUUGAACAUGCCGUUUCUUUAAAAAAAUCCAAGAGGAUGAAGCCUUUUUUAAUUAAUUGCGCUCUUUCAGAUAGCUUGAAAGCAAGCUGUUGCCCAGUACCCAUGUUGCUCUUGGCUCCGUUUAGUUGCUCUUGAAAGAGACAUGGACGGCAGCGGUUAGAAAUAUGAGGAAGGAAUAAUUGCUGUCUGUGUUUGGGCAAGCCAGGUGUUUUAGUUUCUUAUCAGAGGACUUGCGGUUUGCCACCUGUUUCUACAUUACUCAACUUUUCUUAGCAGGUGGAUCCUUUGCUCAAUUUGACCUGGAUUUGUCUGUUGACAACAUGUUAGGGUUAUUGAUGGCUGACGAAUGUCAACUAAUCAACUAGUCCUCCAACAACUGACUAGUCCAGUUAGACAAAUGCCCCCUAAUGUGAUGAUCCCUUUUUGAGCCCUCCUCCCGCUAUGAAAAAAAGGUCAAAUGCAUAAAUGUAAUCAAAUGUAGAUGUUAUAUAGUCACUAGCUCCCUGUCCAGCAGUUUUUGCAUGCAAUGUCCCCCGUACAUUCACCCCAUGUCUUGUUUUCAUUCGCGUCUGGCCUCUACCACAUGGACUUUGUUAGCUCAUCAAUGUUUAUGUUUACAUUUACAAUUAUGCGUUUAGCAGACACUUUUAUCCAAAGUGACUUACAGUGCAUUCAGGCUAUACAUUUUUUUUUUUUAAUCAGUAUGUGUGUUCCCUGGGAAUUGAACCCACAACCUUUUGCGCUGCUAACACAAUGCUCUACCACUGAGCCACAGGAACACUACGUCAGCAUCUUUAGUGUCUUAGCACACUAAACAAGAUCAGAAGCCCCUUGUGAAAGUGAAAAUAUUUAAAUGGUUAAUAAACUAUUUGGACAUUCCAGUUAACAGCAAAACCCAAACCCGAUAAUCUGGAUUAAAUAAAACUUGACACUUCUGAGGUUUCGGGCAAGCUUCAUAGAGAAAUAAUUUGUAUAAACCACAAUUAACUUUUUUCAACUGUUAUAUUAGUCAGAUUUCAGAUAUGCAUCGCACACCCAGUGUCUGAUAAUUAUCUCUACUCAUUUUGAUGUAAGUUGGAGUGUUAACAGCAGCAGGCAGGUUUGAAGGUGUGUAAUUAACUGGCAGUGAUCCAGCUCACCUAUCCUUACAGCCACACCUGAUGGAAUGCAUUAGUUAGUUCAGUGUACGAGCUUACUGCAGCAGUAUCGUUAAGCGUGUGAACAAAGGAGUACCGCUCAAGACAAAUGGUCAACGGUUAGAAGAGUUCAGUGGAGUUUUCUCAUCCAAGACGUCUUUGGUGGAUAGGAGGUGGAAAUCUAGUGGCUUGGCGUUCAGGACCUUGCGGACCGGCUGUGUGUUUUGGAGCAACUUGAGGAGCUUCUUCAGUCCAGUGACCCUAGCCAUUGUCAGCACCAUGAGCAGUCAGUAUUGACACACGACAGCGUCUACAGCAGCCACAGAGAUGUUUCGGAAAAAAGCCUCAUCCUCCUUGAGAAUGCGAGGAAUAUCAGAAAACAAUAGACGGAGUGUGGACCGUGCCCGAAGCUCCUCCUUCCAUGAGGUAGGCAGGUCACGGGAGCUGGAAAUGAGGGCGGCAGCCUCAGUUUCAGAGGACACAUCGGCUAGCAGCAGUAGCGGUAGUGGCCAUACGGUUCUGCAACGGCUCUUACAGGAGCAAAUGCGCUAUGGCGAGGGCCGAAAUUAUCUUGCCUUGCAGCAACAACAACAACAACAACAACAACAGCAGCAGCAACAACAACAACAAGGUCCAGUAAGUGGAUACCCGGGCCCUGGCAGCCCAGGGGACGAGCACUCGAUGGUCCCUCACAUUGCGAGGCAGGAGCCUCAGGGCCAGGAGCUGCAGGCCGACAGUGGCAUGGAGAAGCUUAGCACACGCACUGCAGGAGGAGGAGGUGGUGGCAGUGGAGGCACGGGGUCGGGUGGUGGAAGCUGCGUGAGCAGACAAGGGCAGAAUCCUGAAGACUUGCCCACCUAUGACCAAGCCAAGGUACAGUCGCAGUAUUUCCGUGGCCAUCAGCCCCAGCAGCCUCAACCACAGAUACCACAAUCAGUAGGUGCUGCAUUUUAUGUGACUGGCGUCAGCAACCCUAAGGUGCGACCCCCAGAGGGCAGGCCUACGGUGCAAAGAGUGAAUGGAGGCAAAGUGCACCAAGAUGAUGGGCUCAAGGAUCUUAAACAAGGCCAUGUACGUUCGCUCAGCGAAAGACUAAUGCAGCUCUCGCUGGCUACCAGUGGAGUCAAGGCCCAUGCACCUGUUACCAGUUCACCACUUUCUCCCCAGCUGCCUCCACCUGGACUUCCUGGAGACUACUAUAAACCCACUGGGCCCCCACACAGAGGCCCACCUCCAGACUACCCUUUUAAAGGAAUGCCCUCUCCACCUAAACAGCAGCAGCACCAUCAGCCUCAGCACCAGGAGCCUGGGCACUUCUACCCAGACCACCGUGGCACAAGCCAGCCAGCCAGGGCUGACAUACCUCAUGUCCGUUACCAGCCACCACCGGAAUAUGGCUCUUUCCGGUCAAAUAAGGAGAGUUCAAGUCACUCUCAAAGGUCUGUCCAUCACCACAGCCCUUCAUCUUCUGUUACAUCGGGGGGAUCACUCUCCCGUGCUCAGUCCUCCACUCUCAGCAGCAUCAUGGCCUAUUCCAACCCUCCUCCACCUAUGGGUCACCAGGGAGAGCCCUUCUCCACUGGUGCUCGUAGCCCACAGGGGCCUGGUUCCCACCAGGGGGAUCCAUAUGGUCCAGGUCACCCUCCCCAUCAGCGGAGCCACGGGUUUCCUCAUGAUCCUUAUGGGUCGGCUCCCAGGGGCCUCCACAUGCAUCAGCACCAGUACCACCAACAGAGCCCCCAGCAGCAGCAACAGAGUCCAGGACAACACUACCCACAUCCACACUCCAUGCAGGGAGAUCCUUACGCCAUGCUAGCCCGUGCCCAGCAGAUGGUGGAUAUGCUGUCUGAAGAAAACCGCUUGCUUAAGCAAGAGCUGGAAGUGUGUGGGGAGAAGGUGUCCAAACUACAAAAGCUGGAGACUGAGAUCCAGAUGGUGUCUGAAGUCUAUGAGAACCUGGCCAAAUCAUCCACAAAGAGGGAAGCUCUCGAGAAGACCAUGAGAAAUAAACUGGAGAUGGAGGUGCGCAGGAUGCACGAUUUCAACAGGGAUCUAAGAGAGCGAAUGGAAACGGCUAACAAGCAGCUCGCUGCAAAAGAGUGUGAAGGCACCGAGGACAAUCGCAAAACCAUCUCACAGCUUCUGGCUCAGAUUAAAGAGAUUCAAAGAGAGAAGGAGAAGCAGGAUAUCGAGUUGAAUUCACUUCGCUCCACCAACGAGGACCAGCGCAGACACAUAGAGAUCCGUGACCAGGCCUUGAAUAACGCCCAAGCCAAAGUGGUCAAACUGGAGGAGGAGCUGAAGAAAAAGCAGGUAUAUGUGGAGAAGGUGGAGCGGAUGCAGCAGGCUCUAGCACAGCUUCAGGCUGCUUGUGAGAAGAGAGAACAGCUUGAGCAUCGACUACGCACUCGACUGGAGAGAGAGCUCGAAUCACUGCGAAUGCAACAGAGGCAGGGUGGUUCUCAGAACCCAGUUAGUCCUGAGUUCAGCACAGCGGCUCUGAUGGAGCACCUGAGAGAAAAAGAGGAGAGGAUUUUGGCCCUGGAGGCCGACAUGACAAAAUGGGAGCAGAAAUACCUGGAGGAGAGUGUCAUGAGACAGUUCGCGCUGGACGCUGCUGCUUCUGUGGCCACACAGAGAGACACGUCCUCUGCCAUCAUCAGCCAUUCCCCCAGCAGCAGCUACGACACUUCGGUGGAGGCACGUAUCCAGAAAGAAGAAGAGGAGAUCCUCAUGGCUAACCGCCGCUGUCUGGACAUGGAGAGCAGGAUCAAGAACCUGCACGCUCAGAUCAUAGAGAAGGACGCCAUGAUAAAGGUACUGCAUCAGCGCUCGCGGAAAGAACCGGCCAGCAAAUUAGACGCCCCUGCCAUGAGGCCCUCCAAGUCCCUCAUGUCCAUAGCUAUGGGCACCGGCAGCUCCAGUGGCUCCGGGCUGCUGUCACACUCUCUGGGUCUCAGCGGAAGCAGCCCCAUCACGGAGGAGCGCAGGGAAGACCGCAGCUGGAAGGGCAGUCUGGGUGUUCUGCUCGGCCCAGAGUUCAGAGGUGACUCUCUGAGAACAGAGUCCAUCUCCUCUUCUCCAUCUCCAGUCCUGCCCUCCACCCCCAUGCCAGCCGCCGCACACUCAAAGACCGGCAGCAGAGACAGCUGCACCCAGACGGAAAAGGGUCAGGAGGCCAGCAAGCCGAGCACACCUGCCCUGCAGAGCGUAUCUGGACCGAGCCGGAUCAGCAGCCCGAGCCCAGUCUACAUACCCGACCGCAUCGCCGAUGUGCCAGUGUUUCACAGCAGUACAUUAGAGAGGAGAGCUCCAGUGCAGUCGCUCCCGCAGCAGAGCCUGCCGUCGUCGCCACUCCCAGUGCAGGACAUGGACAGUGAGAUGGUGGAGAUACUCAUCUGAUCACACACACAUUGAUAGAGAAACAACUCUAAGCAGGUGAAGGAAUCCGUGCACUUCUCUUCUCUCCGUUACUCUCAGAUCAAGACUGUCAGGAUGCUUAGGAAUGCAUUCGAAUCUGCGAACAACAAUAUACAACGUCAUUUACAAUCAACACUUUUUUUGUACAGUAUUGUCUGGUGGUCUUUUUCCCAUCCAGACCCUCGGACCAAAUAUCUUGGCAUCAUUUUUUACAUUUAUUGCACUACUUUGUGUUUGUUUUUACACAUAUUUUUUUGGUUAUGCGAUUGUUUUGUUGUGUAUAUGUACUAAUAAUACAAAUGUGGCACUUGAGUAUCAAGCGAUAUGGUGACUAGCCGAACAGUUGUUACGUGUAAAUACUGAACCGGAAUACUGUAAAACUGAAUGUCGUAGGGCCUUUUGUAUUCUAGGACGCAUGGUCUGAGCAGUGGACCAACAAGCGUUUACCUGUGUCCACAAGCUCAUGUAUCCGUAUGUGAAAGUAUGAGUAACCCAACUGGUUUUGGGUUUGUCUGUGUGAGAGUCUGUAGUUUUCCAAUCAGAACUGAGGUCCAUCAUUCCAGUAGAGCUACAGCAGCCACAACGUGCCUUGAGUGAGAGGUAUCCACAUUUAGCGCGUGGUGAUAGCCAGGGGUCCUGGAUUUCCCGGUCUGUCCUUUCACAGUUUGGAAAGCCUCCAAACCUCUCGUUUCAAUGUGAUGGUUACUUUUAAGUCAUGGUUUUGUUUUGUAGAUAACAAAUUAGCUUUUAUGCAGUUUCGUGGUUGCAAGACAGACUUUUAGCUCUUGACCAAAGGAAUCCGUAAAAAAAAAAGACAAAUUAUACACAAAUGUAUUAAAGCAGGGCCAAGCAACGAUCCUCGUAUUAUUUAGAGGGUCUAACGUAAUUCAAGAUUACAUGGAUGUGUAAAUUAGAUUCUUCCAUGAAGUCAGUAAAUAUCUAUGAAACCAUCUGAUUUCAAGGCUUUUUUUAUCAUUUUGUCAUGUGCUUCUUCAGAAUGACCUCUGGAUCUAAAUUGUAAGUGAUUUUCUGCUUGACGCUUGCGUACGUCAGUGUGAUGUCUGUUCGAUAUGUCCGUUUUCAUCUGGAACAUGUCACAUUUCGAGUGUUUGCACAUCUGAACCACUUUUCUAAAACGUUCCCUGGCAGAUGAUACAACAACAUUGAGCUGAUUCAUUUGUGUUUCUCAGGUGCUUAUACACAAAUACGAUAAAUAGUCUGUCUUGCAGUGUGUUAACUGGGGUUUUUAUCAUUUCUGAAUGAAUAAACAUUCAAACGCAAGUUUUUAAAGCAGGCCGUCAUGUCAAAGAACUCAGAACUUCAGAUGAAUGAUUCUAGAUGAAUUGGAUUAAUAUAAUUAAUACCAUUUCAAAUGUUGAGGUCGGUAAGAUUUUUUUUUUGUUUGUUUUUAAAUCUUUUAUGCUCACCAAGUCUACGUAAAUUUCAUCGAAACAAUUUAAAAUGAAAG
Molecule: messenger RNA, 7391 nt
Organism: Cyprinus carpio (common carp)
Lineage: Eukaryota; Metazoa; Chordata; Actinopteri; Cypriniformes; Cyprinidae
Product: angiomotin-like
Biological process (GO): actin cytoskeleton organization; angiogenesis; establishment of cell polarity involved in ameboidal cell migration
Cellular component (GO): cytoplasmic vesicle; bicellular tight junction; plasma membrane
Molecular function (GO): protein binding; signaling receptor activity
Source: RefSeq, a predicted model, not a curated record